AUGCCAGGUACAACGUUUAAAGUUGUAGCAAAUCCGUUACAUCAUCAUGGUGGAUUACAUAUUGUACAUUUGAAAGAAAUUCUUGAUGAUGAUGAUGAUGAUGAAGACGAUGAUGAACAACAAGAAGCACGUGGAUUGUCAACUUCAAGUGCUUCGGUUGCUACAUCUAUGGCGCAGAAAUUCGGCAAUAUAAGUUUAGGUAGGAAAAAGAAUUUUCAAAAUAGCUAUCGCAAACAUGGAUAA
Molecule: messenger RNA, 243 nt
Organism: Rotaria sordida
Lineage: Eukaryota; Metazoa; Rotifera; Eurotatoria; Philodinida; Philodinidae
Source: the annotation of a GenBank genome assembly